AUGUGCCACCGCCACCGCCACCGUAGAGGCAACAGGGAAUUGCAAACAAUUUUAUCGCUUUUGCUCCUGCUGCUGACCAUCAGCGGCGCACUCGCCACGCUCAGCCCACCCAAACGGGCAGAGAGGAACACCGAGAAGGUGUUGUCGCGUAAAAGGCGGUAUGUCGCUUUUCCGGACGGUUCCUCAUUGUCGGCUUCCAUUUGUUUAACCAUCGGAGUUAUUGGCAAUCCCAAUACGGACUUUCUUAGUUGGGCAGAAAAUUGGGGUGUGGCCUACGAUCUGCCCAAUUACACUUGGGUUAAGGAACAUACGCGAGGCUUUAAAAAGGAUCAGGAUAUGAAGAAGACAAAGGCGGUGGUGAAACGACGUUCAAGGCGCGAUUUAUUUGGAAAAUUGGAGACAAUUAUUGAAAACAUGGGCUUUAACGGGCAUGCUUGUAUUGCACGUGCGCUGUGUGAAAGUUCCAAAUAUUUGCAUGACACUCGACAAAAGCGUGGAAAUAUGAUUACGGAAAUAAUUAAGUCCAUAUUUAGCCUACCCUCUGAGCCAGUAUACGCAGAUGAACCGGAUGUUAUGCAUCACUAUGAUCGCAUAUAUAAACGUGCACGUCGUGAGGUGCUCGAUUGCAGUGUGGAGCAUUCUCAAUGCCACUUUUCGUUGUUGGAAAUGGCCUUCGGCAAGUAUUCCGUAGAACCAACAAAACAUGGUCCACAUCUGCUGCCAAACUUACAUAGGGGACGGGGUUUCAUGUAA
Messenger RNA from Rhagoletis zephyria (snowberry fruit fly), 753 nucleotides. RefSeq lists its product as uncharacterized. The record is from RefSeq and is a predicted model, not a curated record. Lineage: Eukaryota; Metazoa; Arthropoda; Insecta; Diptera; Tephritidae.